UGGGAGACAACAUCGUCCGCAGAGGACGCGAGUGAGCUGGAAUGCUUUGACGUCAGUAGCAGGCCAGCGCUCAGAGCCGAUCAGACAGUGAAUGAAUGCGCGAAUACUGCAGAGAGGCGCACUCGCAGCAUCGACCAUCCAUCCCUGUUGCCUCGUCCUUUCGGAUACAUCGGGGCAUACACACGCCACUGGCACAGUGAACACAACAGGACGUCGGGACAAUAUUGGAAACCAAUAGCUUUACGAUUCCAACUCAUCAAGUAGUAUUGGAAUAGCAAGAAGUGCCAAGCUGUUUACAGAGGCAGGUCGCUCCACGAGCCUCAAGGAUAACGCAUUUUCCUCUCAAUGGUAAUGCAUCAGUAGAGAGAGCCUCCAUAGAGCUUCAAGACCCCUCCAAGGUCCCUCAUCCAGACUGAGACUGUCUCCAGCACCAACACACCACUCCCCUCACCCCGUCUCUGCCCUGCCCCACCCAGACAUGGCUGCCUCCAAGAGCGGCUACGAGGGAAAGAUCGCCGGCCUCUAUGACCUGGAUCGCACGCUGGGUAAAGGCCACUUCGCUGUUGUCAAGCUGGCACGCCACGUCUUCACAGGCCAGCUGGUGGCAGUCAAGGUGAUCGACAAGACCAAGCUGGACGCCAUGGCGACGGGCCACCUGCUGCAGGAGGUGCGCUGUAUGAAGCUGGUGCAGCAUCCCAAUGUGGUGCGGCUCUACGAGGUCAUCGACACUGCCAACAAGCUCUACCUCAUCUUGGAGCUGGGCGAUGGAGGAGACAUGUAUGACUACAUCUUGCGCCACGAGGGUGGCGUGGCUGAGGACACGGCUAAAGUUCACUUCGCCCAGAUCGUCCGAGCAAUCUCCUACUGCCACCGGCUCCACGUGGUGCACCGAGACCUCAAGCCAGAGAACGUGGUGUUCUUCAGGCAGCAGGGGACCGUCAAGCUGACCGACUUCGGCUUCAGCAACCUCUUCAAGCCCGGGACCAUGCUGAUGACCAGCUGUGGCUCGCUGGCUUACUCCGCCCCAGAGAUCCUGCUGGGAGAUGAGUAUGAUGCUCCGGCUGUAGAUAUCUGGUCGUUGGGGGUGAUCCUGUACAUGCUGGUGUGUGGACAGCCCCCUUUCCAGGAGACCAAUGACAGUGAGACGCUCACCAUGAUCAUGGACUGUCAUUACACCGUCCCAGCCCACGUCUCCUCAGACUGCAAAGAUCUGAUCUCCCAUAUGCUGCAGAGGGAUCCAUCUAGCCGUGCCUCCCUGCAGGAGAUCGAGAACCACCCCUGGCUGCUAGGGGUCGACUCCUCGCCCGCGGGACACAGUGCCGCCCCCCUCACCUCCCACCGUAGCCUGUCCCCAGAGGAACACGAGGUCAUCCUCCAGGCCAUGACCAGUGGCAACAUUGCAGACCGCGACGUCAUCCAAGAGGCUCUAGAGGCAGACCGAUACAACCACAUCACAGCCACGUAUUACCUGCUGGGGGAGCGCAUCCUGAGAGACAAGCAGGAGCAGCCCAGCGAGAUGCCCAAAGUCGACAGUGCAUGGGCUGAGCCACCACAACUCCAGAGGCCACUGUCUGAGCCUCUGGAUCUGGAGCAGAGGGGGCUCCAUGGACUGCUGCCUGGCUGUCCCCGCCGAGGGGUGUCAGAGUCUGGGGACUUCCUAGCCCACAGGCCCCUUUUGCUCCAGCCACAGCCAAGUCGCACAGAGAGCCCCUUCCCUGAGUACAGCACAGGGCCCUGCCCGGGGCUCACCCUGCACCCCCAACCCCCUGAUGAACCCCUGCAGGUCAAAAGCCUGGGAGCCCUGCAGCUGAUCUGUGAAGAGGAUGAGGAAGAAGAAGAGGAGGAGGAAGAGGCAAUCAAACCACAUGUUGGACUUCAUAAUAUUCAAGCACUGCCUCACAUAGUAGGCUUGGUAUCAACCACUGGGUCUACAGAACAGUCAAGUCCCAUGCUCUCAGCUCCAGAGGCUCCACAGAGGCACCCAGUCAGAGUAGUGCCAGGUCAGGGAGAGGAAACAGGCCUGUUGGGCACCUCAGUGAAGGAAGCACCGGACACAAAGAGGGGGGAGGGGGACAGGGAACAGCAGGACAAGGUUUCCAGCCACAACAAAGAUAUGGAGUCUGACCAGGUGGCAGCCAGACAGGAACAGGGUACAGUGGAGUCAGAGGAGAAGCCCAUGGAGGAAGAGAAUAUGUCAUGUGACCCACUGAGGCUAGGUAGUCAUGCGACUACAGACCAGCCAAUCAAUGGUUUAGAAAACCUGAUUCAGACAGUGGUAGAUAGUCAACUCACUCCGAAAGCUCAUCCUCCAUGCCUGUCUCGCCUAGGGCGGGUGCAGUGUUGUCGGGGGCAACGAGAGUCUCCUACCCCAUACAUCAUGGAAGUGGAGGAAGACACUAUGCUUGAAAACAACAACAACACCACAGAGUCCAAGCCUAAGCUCCUGGUGCAGGGUGGGGGUUCCACUCCAAGCGCUUCACCCCGCUCUCUGCCACGUAACCACUGUGUAGACCUGGGUCCUGACGGAGUGGAGACGACACGCAAGGUGGGUGGGCCUGGAGGAGAGUUUGAGGGGGAAAUGCCGGAGGAGCUCCAGUUGGAGAGAUCCCAUAUUGCACCACAGGGCCCUCUUGGGCUCAGAGAGGCGGGGACCGACCCUGCAGUCAGAUUGGAUCCUGGGAAGGGGAAGAACGUGAACUUGCGAGACCGCCUACUGCAGUUCCCCCUCUGUGAGAAGGCCUUGUCCUUCAACAUCCAGCCCACCUCCAAGGAGAAACUCCUGCCCUUCGCCCAGUACAACUGCUGCCACGUGUUGUAGGCAGAGCCACCUGUAGCUUUACCUCCCUAUACCUCCCACAUCACUCACUCACUUUAUAGCCUGGCCACGGGGCAC
This is a messenger RNA of Oncorhynchus gorbuscha (pink salmon), 2893 nucleotides long. RefSeq names its product SNF related kinase b (gene snrkb). Gene Ontology annotation, cellular component: cytoplasm. Gene Ontology annotation, biological process: microtubule cytoskeleton organization; intracellular signal transduction; protein phosphorylation. The transcript has 6 exons. The coding region runs from base 479 to 2818 and encodes 779 amino acids. Gene Ontology annotation, molecular function: ATP binding; protein serine/threonine kinase activity; tau-protein kinase activity. NCBI's taxonomy places the organism in Eukaryota, Metazoa, Chordata, Actinopteri, Salmoniformes, Salmonidae. The record is from RefSeq and is a predicted model, not a curated record.